CUCCCUUCUUCCCUCCCCUCCCGCGGCAGGAAAAGCAGCCGCGGGUGCCAGGCUCUCCGUGGCGCGCGAGCGGCGUGAAGGGCGGCGGACAGGAUGCGAGCGCAGUGGCCGGGACAACUCUGGGCCGCUCUGCUGGCGCUGGGGGCGCUGGCGGGCGUUGUCGUUGGAGAGUCCAACAUCUGUACCACACGAGGCGUGAACUCCUGCCAGCAGUGUCUGGCUGUGAGUCCUGUGUGUGCCUGGUGCUCAGAUGAGACUUUGUCUCAGGGCUCACCCCGAUGUAACCUGAAGGAGAACCUGCUGAAGGAUAACUGUGCUCCAGAGUCUAUUGAGUUCCCAAUCAGUGAGGCCCAGAUCCUGGAGGCUAGGCCACUCAGCAGCAAGGGCUCUGGAAGCAGCGCCCAGAUCACUCAAGUCAGCCCCCAGAGGAUUGCUCUUCGACUACGGCCAGAUGAUUCGAAGAUCUUCUCACUUCAAGUGCGGCAGGUGGAGGAUUACCCCGUGGACAUCUACUACUUGAUGGACCUGUCUUUCUCCAUGAAGGAUGAUCUGUCCAGCAUCCAGACCCUGGGUACCAAGUUGGCCUCUCAGAUGCGCAAGCUUACUAGCAACCUUCGGAUUGGCUUUGGGGCCUUCGUGGACAAGCCUGUAUCGCCGUACAUGUACAUCUCCCCACCGCAGGCAAUCAAAAACCCCUGUUACAAUAUGAAGAAUGCCUGCUUGCCCAUGUUUGGCUACAAACACGUGCUGACACUAACCGACCAGGUGUCCCGCUUCAAUGAAGAAGUGAGGAAACAGAGUGUGUCCCGUAAUCGAGAUGCCCCAGAGGGCGGCUUUGAUGCCAUCAUGCAGGCUACAGUGUGUGAUGAAAAAAUUGGCUGGAGGAAUGACGCAUCCCAUUUGCUAGUGUUUACCACGGAUGCCAAGACCCAUAUUGCCCUGGAUGGAAGGCUGGCAGGCAUUGUCCUGCCCAAUGAUGGGCGCUGUCACAUUGGCACCGACAACCACUACUCUGCCUCCACUACCAUGGAUUACCCAUCCCUGGGGCUGAUGACUGAGAAACUAUCCCAGAAAAACAUUAACUUGAUCUUUGCAGUGACUGAAAAUGUCGUCAGCCUUUACCAGAAUUAUAGUGAGCUCAUUCCCGGGACCACAGUGGGAGUCCUGUCUGAUGACUCAAGCAAUGUCCUCCAGCUCAUUGUUGAUGCUUACGGGAAAAUCCGCUCUAAAGUGGAGCUGGAAGUACGUGACCUGCCGGAAGAACUGUCACUGUCCUUCAAUGCCACCUGCCUCAACAACGAGGUUAUCCCAGGCCUCAAGUCUUGUGUGGGCCUCAAGAUUGGAGACACGGUGAGCUUUAGUAUCGAGGCCAAGGUGCGUGGCUGCCCCCAGGAGAAGGAGCAGUCUUUCACUAUCAAGCCUGUGGGCUUUAAGGACAGCCUCACCGUCCAGGUGACCUUCGACUGUGACUGUGCCUGCCAGGCCUUUGCCCAGCCUUCCAGCCCACGCUGCAACAAUGGGAACGGGACUUUUGAAUGUGGGGUGUGCCGCUGUGACCAGGGCUGGCUGGGGUCCAUGUGUGAGUGCUCUGAGGAGGAUUACCGACCCUCUCAGCAGGAAGAGUGCAGCCCCAAGGAGGGCCAGCCCAUCUGCAGCCAGCGGGGAGAGUGCCUCUGUGGCCAGUGUGUCUGCCACAGCAGUGACUUCGGCAAGAUCACUGGCAAGUACUGUGAGUGCGAUGACUUCUCCUGCGUCCGCUACAAAGGGGAGAUGUGUUCCGGCCAUGGGCAGUGUAACUGUGGGGACUGCGUGUGUGACUCGGACUGGACUGGCUACUACUGCAACUGCACUACACGCACUGACACCUGCAUGUCCACCAAUGGGCUGCUGUGCAGCGGCCGGGGCAACUGCGAGUGCGGCAGCUGUGUGUGUGUCCAGCCAGGCUCCUAUGGAGACACCUGUGAGAAGUGCCCCACCUGCCCAGAUGCCUGCUCCUUUAAGAAGGAGUGUGUGGAGUGUAAGAAGUUCAACCGGGGGACGCUCCAUGAAGAAAACACCUGCAGCCGAUACUGCCGGGAUGACAUCGAGCAGGUGAAAGAGCUGACGGAUACCGGCAAAAACGCGGUGAAUUGUACCUACAAGAACGAGGAUGACUGUGUCGUCAGAUUCCAGUACUACGAAGACACCAGUGGGAGGGCAGUCCUCUAUGUGGUGGAAGAGCCUGAGUGUCCCAAGGGUCCUGAUAUCCUGGUGGUCCUGCUGUCAGUGAUGGGGGCCAUCCUGCUCAUUGGCCUUGCUACUCUGCUCAUCUGGAAGCUACUCAUCACCAUCCAUGACCGGAAGGAAUUUGCUAAAUUUGAGGAAGAACGAGCCAGAGCCAAGUGGGACACAGCAAACAACCCGCUGUAUAAAGAGGCCACCUCCACCUUCACCAAUAUCACCUACCGGGGGACUUAAUGAGAAGAGGUCAUCCUUAGGCCAUCAUCAGAUGAUGCCAGGACUGUGGGAGUCUCUGCCAUUAUGUUUACAGAGGACAUUUGUGUGUGUGGGUGUGUGGGUGGGAUUUGGGGCAUGGGUUGGGCUGGGCUGGAAGAAUGUCAGUACGUGGGAAUGUAUCUCUCUGUGUGUACUUAUGUGUGUGACGAGUGUGGGGAAAUGUGUAAUUUAAAACUUGUGUCUCACAGGCAG
Mus caroli (Ryukyu mouse) is the source of this 2688-nucleotide messenger RNA. The record is from RefSeq and is a predicted model, not a curated record. Lineage: Eukaryota; Metazoa; Chordata; Mammalia; Rodentia; Muridae.